Molecule: messenger RNA, 1282 nt
Organism: Boeremia exigua
Lineage: Eukaryota; Fungi; Ascomycota; Dothideomycetes; Pleosporales; Didymellaceae
Product: casein kinase-like protein subunit II beta
Exons: 3
Coding region: 145-909 (254 amino acids)
Cellular component (GO): cytoplasm; protein kinase CK2 complex
Molecular function (GO): protein kinase regulator activity
Source: RefSeq, a predicted model, not a curated record
CUGAGACCUCAUUGUCAAUUCACAGCAACCGCGGCCCGCGCCAGGGAGAAGACUCCACGACGUACGCACCCUGACACUUCGGUCGCAUAGGACGCUCCCACACUUUAGCACCACCACCUGCCCGACGCAGCGCCGCAGCGCGCCAUGGACGACUUCAACAGUGACACCGACAGCGACUACACAAGUUACUGGCGCGACUGGUUUAUAUCGUCACGAGGGAACGAGUACUUCUGCGAAAUCGAUGAAGAGUACCUCACCGACCGCUUCAACCUCACGGGGCUGAACACAGAGGUCCAAUACUACCAAUAUGCCCUCGACCUAGUCACAGACGUCUUCGACUUCGACUGCGACGAUGAGAUGCGCGAACAGAUUGAGAAGUCGGCGCGACACCUCUACGGCCUGGUACACGCACGAUAUAUUGUAACAACAAGGGGGUUGGCAAAGAUGCUCGAGAAGUUCAAGAAGUCAGAUUUCGGCAAAUGUCCACGCGUCAUGUGCGAAUCCCAACCGCUCCUGCCCAUGGGCCAGUCCGACGUCGCCAACACGUCGCCCGUCAAGCUGUACUGCUCGCGCUGCGAAGACCUCUACAACCCAAAGUCCUCGCGACACGCCGUCAUCGACGGCGCCUACUUCGGCACCUCCUUCCACAACAUCCUCUUCCAGGUCUACCCUGCGAUGCUGCCCCCCAAGACACAACGACGCUACGAGCCGCGCGUGUUCGGCUUCAAAGUGCACGCCGCCGCGGCGCUGUCGCGAUGGCAGGGCGACCAGCGAGACGCAAUGAAGGACCGGCUGAAGACGCUGAAGAUCGAGACAGGGUUCGAGGAGGAGGACGAGGAGCUGGACGAGGACGACGAAGAGGACGAGGAGAUGGAGGGCGGCGAGGGGUUUCAGGUACCGCGCGAAUAGCACUCAGGGCACCACGGGCCGGCCUGGCAUUUUAGAUAUCACGAGACGGGACGGAAGGGCCGGGAGCAUCCAGCAUUGGGCAGGCGAUAGGCGUACUGGCUGAAUUGGCCGGCUUGACACAAUAUUACAAUGCAUCAUCUACACGCCAUGGAUCAGCACCAGCGAUUGCGCUUUGCGUGCGAGACAUCCGUGUUGAUCAACACCGUGCCGCCAGAAACGGACAGAGCUGCAUGACACCCGGUCUCGAAGAGCCAACAGCAGACGCCCACGACAACCCCCCCAAACGGCGCCCAACAACACAUCGCGGCCCGGCAGUGACUAGCCAGCACCCAGUGUGUACGUACAUACAAAGUACACUCGCGCGCAAGAAGAA